Messenger RNA from Ceratotherium simum simum (southern white rhinoceros), 2233 nucleotides. It is a transcript of the gene STRADA, whose product is annotated as STE20 related adaptor alpha. Lineage: Eukaryota; Metazoa; Chordata; Mammalia; Perissodactyla; Rhinocerotidae. The record is from RefSeq and is a predicted model, not a curated record. Gene Ontology annotation, molecular function: ATP binding; protein serine/threonine kinase activator activity; protein kinase activity. Gene Ontology annotation, cellular component: serine/threonine protein kinase complex. Gene Ontology annotation, biological process: protein phosphorylation; protein export from nucleus; activation of protein kinase activity.
CUGUACUGCGCAUGGCACGUUGCGUACUUCCCUCCCAGCAACUGGCCGGGCGGCGGCGCGGCCAUAAACUAAAGAGGCGGAGCUGAGACUGGGUCGGGAUUGUUUGCUGACUCCAGGACCAGGUUUAAAUUUUUGAAAUUGAAGUAGGUCUACACAUUAGGAACUCAUGUCUUUUCUUGUAAGUAAACCAGAGCGAAUUAGGCGGUGGGUCUCGGAAAAGUUCAUUGUUGAGGGCUUAAGAGAUUUGGAACUAUUUGGAGAGCAGCCUCCGGGUGACACUCGGAGAAAAACCAAUGAGGCGAGCUCAGAGUCGAUAGCAUCCUUCUCUAAACAGGAGAUCAUGAGUAGCUUUCUGCCAGAGGGAGGGUGUUAUGAGCUACUCACCGUUAUAGGCAGAGGAUUUGAGGACCUGAUGACAGUGAAUCUGGCAAGGUACAAACCAACGGGAGAGUAUGUGACCGUACGAAGGAUUAACCUAGAAGCUUGUUCCAAUGAGAUGGUGAUGUUCUUGCAGGGGGAGCUUCAUGUCUCUAAACUCUUCAGUCAUCCCAAUAUCCUGCCAUAUCGAGCCACCUUUAUUGCAGACAAUGAGCUGUGGGUUGUCACAUCAUUCAUGGCCUAUGGUUCUGCAAAGGAUCUCAUCUGUACACACUUCAUGGAUGGCAUGAAUGAACUGGCGAUUGCUUACAUCCUGCAGGGGGUUCUCAAGGCCCUAGACUACAUCCACCACAUGGGAUAUGUACACAGGAGUGUCAAAGCCAGCCACAUUCUCAUCUCUGCGGAUGGGAAGGUCUACCUGUCUGGUUUACGCAGCAACCUCAGCAUGAUCAGCCAUGGGCAGCGGCAGCGUGUCGUGCACGAUUUUCCCAAGUACAGUAUCAAGGUUCUGCCUUGGCUCAGCCCGGAGGUCCUCCAGCAGAAUCUUCAGGGUUAUGAUGCCAAGUCUGACAUCUACAGUGUGGGGAUCACAGCUUGUGAACUGGCCAAUGGCCAUGUCCCCUUUAAGGAUAUGCCUGCCACCCAGAUGCUGCUGGAGAAACUGAACGGCACAGUGCCCUGCCUGUUGGACACCAGCACCAUCCCUGCUGAGGAGCUGACCAUGAGCACCUCACGCUCGGUGGCCAACUCUGGCCUGACUGAGAGCCUGGCCACCAGCACCCCCAGGACCUCCAAUGGCGACUCGCCAUCCCAUCCCUAUCACCGCACCUUUUCCCUCCACUUCCACCACUUUGUGGAGCAGUGCCUACAGCGCAACCCGGACGUCAGACCAAGUGCCAGCACCCUCCUGAACCAUUCUUUCUUCAAGCAGAUCAAGCGACGUGCCUCAGAGGCUUUGCCUGAGUUACUUCGUCCUGUCACCCCCAUCACCAAUUUUGAGGGCAGCCAGCCUCAGGAUCACAGCGGAAUCUUUGGCCUAGUAUCAAAUCUGGAAGAGCUGGAGGUGGACGACUGGGAGUUCUGAGCCUCUGAAGAAUGUGCACCUUCUUCAUCCCAGCACAUAUGAGACGUAUGAGCCUCUGGGGCCCUUCGUGAGGGCUGGCCACAUUCCCACCUUCUGGGUGCAGAUUGGGUAGAAAGGACAUUUCUGCCAGGAGAGUUGGCUGCUUACUGACUGGAAAAGAAAUUCUGGAGGGAAACUUUUCUUUACUGCUCCAACGCUUUUGAAAAGACACAAGGGAAUCCCAAUAACCAGGGAUCGGGAGGGGCCGGGAAGCUGACAUUCCCAGUCCUGAGAGCUUAGGCGACCUCUUCAGAAGGAAGAGAUGCUGUUCUGGCCCUGGGGGCUGAAGUCCAAGCCCAGGGUUUGACUCAUCGGCCCAGGGAACUGUGUGACUUCCUCUUCCCACUCUUGCUCUCCUACCAGCCUAAUGCCAUUCUUUCCCUCUGCUCUCAGAUCCUAUAGGUCUGUGGAGGGGCAAGCAAUAAGCAACCUGCCCCUCCUCCCCUCAGACCUCCCCCUAAUGAUUAAAGAGAAGGGUAUUUUUUCUUAAGCACUGGGUUAAGACUGGGGCAGGCCAUCCUGAUCCUUCUUAGCAGUUGGGCCCUGACACCUAAAACCUUCCCAUAGUUCAUCUGUGUAGCUCAUUCCUUUCCCACCAAGGAUCCAUCUUACCGCCUCCUGCCAGCUGCUCUGGUGCUUUCUCCAAGGGCCAUAAUGUCUUGCCUAGCCUGCAGGCUUAAGUCGUUAUGCCGUGUUAGUUUCAUUGCCAGAACAAAUUAAAAUUUUCAGAGA